AUGCUGAGCGGCGCCAUUUUGUCCGCCGCGCCGGUGAGCCUGCGCGGCCUGGCGCCGGGGCUGCCGCCCGCGCGACCUGCUCUCCUCGCCCUAGUCAUGCAAGCACUGCAUGCCAGCGAGACUAGCUUCCUAGGAACUCGGUACGGGGCGCGCACCCUGUACCAGACGUACCCCGCACGGCGCACCUCACUAGCCACUAGCCAGUCUCAACUGUACCGCGGAGCGCACUAG
Molecule: messenger RNA, 231 nt
Organism: Leptosia nina
Lineage: Eukaryota; Metazoa; Arthropoda; Insecta; Lepidoptera; Pieridae
Source: the annotation of a GenBank genome assembly